AUGGUGAAGCCCCGCAGAAUUCCUCUGUCUCGGAGGUCUGGAAAUGCCGUUCUCCCCAAGCGGCUGACCACACUGACGGGCUCUGGACAGUCACAGGAUGAAUGGGUGACCCUGCAGACUGAACCCCAGCCUCUGUUUGAGGGAGACACUCUGACUCUGAGGUGUCUCAUCCACAGUGGUUCUACAGUGCAGUGGGUUUACUUUUACAAAGAUAAUACAGAGUUAAAAUACGAGCAAUUCAGAGAGCUGAGAGUGCACAGUGUUUCAAAGAGUCAUGAGGGGUUCUACAAGUGCAGUGCGACAUGGUGGAGCAAAACCAUUUACUCUGCAGAGGUGCGGGUGUCACAAGCACAGGUGUGGCCAUCAUUGAACUCACAAUACAGCAAAGCCCUCAGGAUACAGGUACAUGAGCUGCCACAGCCUGCCCUGACCCGAGAGCCUUCAGGAGAGAUAUUUGAAGGAGACGCAGUCACCCUGAGCUGUGUGGUUGAGGAGGGCUCUGGUGGCUGGAGAUAUCUCUGGUACAAAGACAGUGAGUCCAGUCCUCCAGUGUACCAGACUGACAGCAGCAGUGGAACUGGAGCCGGAUACACAAUUGGUGCUGCUGCUCUGUCCCACAGCGGAGAGUACUGGUGUCGAGCUGAAAGAGAGAGGACAUCAUUGAACUCACAAUACAGCCAUCCCAUCUGGGUAAAUGUAACUGCUCUGUUCUCCAGGGUGACUCUGACAGCAUCUCCAGGAGCCACAGUGAAGGAGGCAGAGGCUCUUAACCUGACCUGUGAGGCAGCAGUGAACAAUAGCCCCCACCCUCAACUCCACUACACCAUUGUGAGAGACGGGGAGCCUGUGACUAACAGCACUAACUCUGCACUGUACAGCAUAACCAGCACUGAGAAGAGUAACACUGGGAGCUACACGUGUGCUGUGGAGUCACAGGGAGUGAGGAAGAGCAGCCAAGAGCUACAUAUUGAAGUGCAAACGUCCUGGCACAGUGCUGUUGCUGUUGGCUACAGAGUGAGCUUCUUUCUGAUUCAUCUCACUGUGUUCACUCUGCUGCUCCUUCGAUACUGCAGGAUCCAAGGUUACAUGUGUAUCCCUGGUGUUAAGUCAAGGUAAGUCAGUAUUAGCCAGUAUGUGCACAGACUGGGGGAGGUGCUCAUGAGGACCUCCUUUAAGAAUCCCUCUUACACAAUACAUCAGUACCAUUCAAUUUGAGCCGUGUCUUAGUGUUACAGAACUCCCUCCACGAACCA
Acipenser ruthenus (sterlet) is the source of this 1253-nucleotide messenger RNA. Its product is annotated as Fc receptor-like protein 6. Gene Ontology annotation, biological process: cell surface receptor signaling pathway. Gene Ontology annotation, molecular function: transmembrane signaling receptor activity. NCBI's taxonomy places the organism in Eukaryota, Metazoa, Chordata, Actinopteri, Acipenseriformes, Acipenseridae. Bases 1 to 1116 code for a protein of 371 amino acids. The transcript has 9 exons. The record is from RefSeq and is a predicted model, not a curated record.